AAGUCUUAUGUGUGCAUGGCUGCUGUGCUCCUCCUCGGUUUCCUUGGUGCAAGCUAUGGUUCUUCCGAUAGGUGCUUCUGCCCUUGCUCAUCUCCAUCAGCCACUGUUGCUCCGCCACCUUUUCACUCACCUCCAACACCAUCUUCGCCACCACCACCGCCAGCUUUUCACUCAACUCCACCUCCAGUGUCUCUCUCGUUGGAAAUCUCGUACGGAGGAGUGCCAGUAAGGAUUGGAAGCAUUUUCUCGUGCCGGGACACCGUGAGCACUCCUCAAAUUCGAGUAACCGGCCACGCCGACCCCAACCAGCUCUACUCGCUUAUUAUGCUGGAUCGGAGGGCGUCGAGGUCGAUCUUCUCGAUCGCGGAUCAGUACACGUACAUCCACUACUGGGUCGCAAACAUCCGCGGAUCAUCGAUCAACAAUGGCGAUGGAACUCUCGGGAGAGUUUUGGAAGGAUACAUGCAGCCAGCCCCGCACGACUACUUGCUUCACAAUUACGAGUUCCUGCUCGUUCCACAGCAGCAGGUGAUCAACACCCCUCUCGCUGAUCGAUUUGUCAAGGAUGUUGAUAGCAUGAUGCUCCAGUAUAAUCUUGGCAAGCCAGUGGCCACCACUUCGUUCACCGAGCAGCUUCGCGCUGGUAGAGGAUGUUAGGCGAUUUGGUUUUCAUAGAGUUCUUUGUAAAGUUCUUUUCUCAUCAAUGUUAUCCAAACUUUUGGCGAGUUUGAAAGCUCUGGGCCUUGUGCCAGUGGUGUUGUAGAG
Molecule: messenger RNA, 765 nt
Organism: Selaginella moellendorffii
Lineage: Eukaryota; Viridiplantae; Streptophyta; Lycopodiopsida; Selaginellales; Selaginellaceae
Product: 26 kDa secreted antigen-like
Exons: 1
Coding region: 16-657 (213 amino acids)
Source: RefSeq, a predicted model, not a curated record